This is a messenger RNA of Truncatella angustata, 1008 nucleotides long. Its product is annotated as citrinin biosynthesis oxidoreductase CtnB. The record is from RefSeq and is a predicted model, not a curated record. Gene Ontology annotation, biological process: secondary metabolite biosynthetic process. NCBI's taxonomy places the organism in Eukaryota, Fungi, Ascomycota, Sordariomycetes, Amphisphaeriales, Sporocadaceae. The coding region runs from base 36 to 821 and encodes 261 amino acids. The transcript has a single exon. Gene Ontology annotation, cellular component: cytoplasm; nucleus.
CGCGCGUCCACGUCAUUGAUACCAAAUCUCGGAACAUGGCCGAUCAAGAAUAUAGUCUUGAGCUGCCGCGCAUAUUGUGCCUACACGGUGGUGGCACCAAUGCGCGCAUCUUCCAGGCCCAAUGCCGUGUUCUUGAACGCAGACUCGCGCCUCAUUUCCGCCUGGUAUACGCUGAAGCGCCCUACGAGUGCCAGCCUGGCCCAGAUGUUGUUUCGGUAUAUGCAGAAUAUGGACCAUUUAAGCGCUGGCUAAGGUGGCUUCCAGAUCAUUCCGAGUUAGACAAUGAAACAGCAGUAAACGAUAUCAUGCGAAAUAUCAAAGCGGCCAUGGAUGCCGAUGAUAAACUUGGUGCAAACGGUCCAUGGGUUGGAUUACUAGGAUUCAGCCAAGGGGCAAAAAUGGCAGCGAGCUUGCUUUUCAAGCAGCAAAAGCGUGUCGAGAAAUUUGGUGAAGCAAAAGCAGGAUCGACAUGGAAAUUCGCCGUUUUGCUGGCUGGACGAGCGCCGCUGGUUUCUCUGGAUCCCGAAACAUUCAGAUCGUCCAUGCUGAGUGAUCCUUCGCAGAUCGGACUUACCCGAAUUCCCGAUCUGAUGGAUGCUGCAGGCGAGGACCACCUCCUCAAACUUCCGUCAAUUCAUGUACACGGACUUUACGACCCGGGUUUACAACUCCACCGCGAUUUAUUGAAUGAUUACUGCGACGCCGAUGCAGUCAGAGUCGUGGAGUGGGACGGUGCUCAUAGAGUCCCUCUCAAAACAACAGAUGUCAAUCCUGUGAUUGAUCACAUCCUGGAAAUUGCGAAAGAGACCCACGCAUUAUAACAGAGAUAAUCAGUGAUGCACUGGGGAACCAUGAUGGCGACAAUGCGCAGCACUGCUGCGCGCUCAUUAGUGGAGGACAAUUUUAUUGCCAACCGCAUGAAAGAUUUAGACUAUGUAGGAAUAGACCAUUAGAGAGAGGCGACAAGAUCGAUAAAUAUAUGCUUCUAUAACCCGUCUUCCGGCGCGU